UUCGAAGCAAACCAUCUGCUCACUCUGAUAAUCUCCCUCGGUCGCAGAUCUAAUUUUCUCCAGAAAGAGUGAGAAAAACUAGUAGGCAAUAAUGGAGAAGAUGAACCAGGCGUUUGAGAAGAUGAAGAUGCUAGUGGGAAUGGAGGUGGAAGACGAACACCAAGCUGCAGCGCUAGAAGAGAACAGCUCCUUAUCCUUCAUGGAAGACUUCAAUCGCAACUGCACCCUGUCCACAAAACAGAGGUUUAACGGUUUCGCCAUAUGCUUCGUUGCAGGUUUGACUUGUACACUCUUGUCAAUGCUGGUUUUCUUCAAUCCCAUCAAGUUUGGAUUAACUUUCACGCUUGGCAAUCUUCUUUCAAUUGGAAGCACAGGAUUUCUCAUAGGCCCCAAGAGGCAAGUGACGAUGAUGCUUGACCCUGUUCGUAUUUAUGCAACGGCCAUAUACCUUGCAAGUAUGAUCAUCGCCUUGUUUUGUGCUCUCUAUGUUCACAACAGAUUGUUGACACUUCUGGCAAUUAUUUUAGAGUUUGGUGCACUAAUCUGGUAUAGCUUGAGCUACAUCCCUUUCGCGAGGUCCAUGGUUUCAAAGGUCAUGGUUUCCUGUCUUGAUACUGAUUUUUAGAGUGAUACACACCAUAUAUAAGAGACCAUGAUGUAUCCAUUCAAGAACUUCUUAACAUGAUCACCCUAUGUGUCACUUUUGCGAGCUGAUGCACACAGGGAGUCUAGUCCACUCUGAACUGCAGAAUUGAGAUUUGUGUAUGCUGGACUGAGAUUGUGAUCAACUUUACCUAAUUUCCUUAUGGUAAUUCUAUUUCUUGACAUCUGUGUUAUGAGAAGAAACUUGACUCGCCUAUGUUAAUAGAAAUUGAGCUGUUAUUGAACUAUGUAGUCUUUUCAGCUAGGCCGUUGAACUCCAUUGAAACCAACUCAGCUGUUGUCUUGACGAGGUACAUUUGCUGAAAUUGUGGCGUUCGUUAAUGGAGAUGUAUAUUAUAUGUA
This is a messenger RNA of Juglans microcarpa x Juglans regia, 1005 nucleotides long. Its product is annotated as vesicle transport protein SFT2B. The record is from RefSeq and is a predicted model, not a curated record. Gene Ontology annotation, biological process: vesicle-mediated transport. Gene Ontology annotation, cellular component: membrane. Lineage: Eukaryota; Viridiplantae; Streptophyta; Magnoliopsida; Fagales; Juglandaceae. The transcript has 6 exons. Bases 92 to 625 code for a protein of 177 amino acids.